AUGCUUGUUUCUAAGCAAAACAGAAAGGUUAUCUACGAAGCUCUCUUCAAGGAUGGUGCCCUCGUUGCUCCUAAGGAUUACAACCUUCCCAAGCAUCCUGAUCUCGAUGUUCCCAACCUCGAAGUUAUCAAGAUUAUGCAAUCUUUGACCUCUAAGGGUUGUGUCAAGACUCAAUUCUCUUGGCAAUGGUACUACUAUACCCUUACUGAUGAGGGUAUCGAUUACCUCCGUGAAUAUCUUCACUUGCCCCAAGAAAUUGUUCCUGCUACUUUGAAGAAGACUGCUCGUCCCGCCGCUCCUCGUCGUUUCGGUGGUGAAGGUCGUGAAAACCGUGGUCCCCGUGGUGACCGUGGUGACUACCGUCGUAAGGAAGGCGCUGAUGGUGAUUUCAAGCCUGAAUUCCGUGGUGGUCUUGGUAAGUUGCGCAACUUCAUUCCUUAUCUAGCAUUUAGUUAA
This is a messenger RNA of Mycotypha africana, 456 nucleotides long. RefSeq names its product Plectin/S10 domain-containing protein. Gene Ontology annotation, molecular function: structural constituent of ribosome; RNA binding. Gene Ontology annotation, cellular component: cytosolic small ribosomal subunit. The transcript is spliced from 4 exons. Lineage: Eukaryota; Fungi; Mucoromycota; Mucoromycetes; Mucorales; Mycotyphaceae. The record is from RefSeq and is a predicted model, not a curated record. Bases 1 to 456 code for a protein of 151 amino acids.